Messenger RNA from Mesorhabditis spiculigera, 810 nucleotides. Lineage: Eukaryota; Metazoa; Nematoda; Chromadorea; Rhabditida; Rhabditidae. The record is from the annotation of a GenBank genome assembly.
AUGUUGUACAGGGAGGAGGUAUCCUGUACGCUCUACGCCGGCCAGGUGCUGUCCGUCGUCUCGGCGUUACCCCACGUACCGUGUACCGCCGUGGCUGCUGCUUUGUUUUAUCUAGGAACAGCCGGUCGUCUCUGGUGGUUCGUGAUGUGCCUCGCCUGGAAAGAAAACACCCUCCAGACUGCCAGCAUUGAUAAAUACCGUCGCCAAGUGGUCCUCGUCACAUGGGCCCUCCCUUUGGCCGUGGUCAUGUUGGCCCUAAUGGCCCGAAGUAUCCAAGCGGAUCCGCUGGCCGGGGUUUGCCUCGUCGGGGCGGCUAGCCAGGUCCUGGAAGGGGUCUUUCCGGUUUUCCGGGAAUGCGUCCUGUUCCUCGUGGUCUUCGUUCCACUAUGCGCGGGUUGCUGCUCCUUGGUCGGAUCUGCCACUCCGGCUCCACAUUCUAAUGCUCAGCCACAGCCAUCGCAUCUUGGGCUUUUUGGGUGCAUUUACUUGGUUGCGGCGUUUUUCUAUGUUUUCGCCUUCCUCCACGACAUCCUCCAACCAGCCAUGGGUUGGACCCGAUCGUGGAAUGUCGUUUCGGCCAUUAAGCUCCUCCUCGACCCGUUCCUCGGCGCCGUCGCCGGCCUGUGCUGCCUCGUACUGAUCAUCUCCAACCAAUACCGCGCCAACAAGGCCCCAUCCGGUUACAAACACGGCUACCAACCGGCCCUGCUCCCACAAUGCUUGCCCCCGAAUCGGCCUCAACCGGAAGUGCCGAGGCCGGUGUCUUCUAACUACACUUCCACCUACGCCGCCACCCCUCGAUUCGCUUGU